This is a messenger RNA of Fragaria vesca subsp. vesca, 1923 nucleotides long. Its product is annotated as pentatricopeptide repeat-containing protein At2g06000-like. The record is from RefSeq and is a predicted model, not a curated record. NCBI's taxonomy places the organism in Eukaryota, Viridiplantae, Streptophyta, Magnoliopsida, Rosales, Rosaceae. Gene Ontology annotation, molecular function: protein binding. Bases 1 to 1752 code for a protein of 583 amino acids. The transcript has a single exon.
AUGAAGAUUUACGACCCGAAUCCAAAACCCUCCCAAACCCAAACCCAAACCCAAUUUCUGAUCGAGAAUGUCUAUGAGAGCCGCCGCGUUGUACCCGACGACGGCAUGGCCGUCCAGAUGAGCCUCUUGUUCUUCACCGCCCGCCCCAGUUUCUGGGGUCGAGCCUCCAAAAUCGCCGCCUCCCACCUCCACACUCUCGCCGGAGCUCGCCCGAGACCCGAAAGAGAGGUACUGCUAAACCCUGAAGCCUGGUUUGUGAAAGUUGUCUACACUCUCUUUCUUCGCUCACAUUCUUUGGAUUCUUACGUGGGUUAUUUGAGCAAGAACUUGACGCCUUCUUUGGCUUUUGAGGUUAUUAAAAGGUUGAACAAUCCCAAAUUGGGGCUCAGGUUCUUUGAGCUCAGUAAGUUUAGUUUGAAUGUUAAUCAUGGUGUGUGGACUUACCAUUAUCUGUUGAGGUCUUUGUGCCAAAUGGGUCUUCAGGACUCGGCUAAGUUGGUGUUUGAUUACAUGAGGACUGAUGGGCUUUCGCCCAAUGAAUCUGUUCUUGAGUUUUUGGUUUCAUCGUGUGCUCAAAUGGGGAGGUCGGAUCUUGCGGAGAAGAUUCUUGAUGAGGUUCAUUGCAGUGUGGUUGGGUUGUCAAGUUUUGUUUACAAUAACUUGUUCAAUGUGCUGGUUAAGCUGAAUCGAGUAGAUGAGGCUGUUUGCUUGUUUAGGAAGUAUGUGGGGUCGUAUUGUUGUCCAGAUAGUUGGACGUUUAAUAUUUUGAUUCGAGGUUUAUGCAGAACUGGAGCAGUUGAUAAGGGUUUAGAGUUUUUCAGUGAUAUGAGGAGUUUUGGUUGUUCUCCCAAUGUUGUUACGUAUAAUACAUUAAUUAGUGGACUAUGUAGAGCUCAUGAGGUAGAUAGAGGGUGUGAUUUGCUCAGGGAGGUUCAGUUCAGAAGUGAACUUUCACCGGAUGUUAUAACUUUUACAUCAGUUAUAUCCGGCUAUUGCAAAUUGGGUAGAAUGGAGGAGGCAUCUGCUAUUUUUGACGAGAUGAUUGGUUGUGGACUUAAACCAACUGCAGUUACUUUUAAUGCACUGAUUGAUGGAUAUGGUAAAGCAGGUGACAUGAGUUCUGCAUUUUCUCUGUAUGAGAGUAUGCUCUUUCAUGGUCAUUGUGCGGAUGUGAUCACCUUCACUUCCCUAAUUGAUGGCUAUUGCCGAGCUGGGCACCUCAACCAUGGGUUACAGCUCUGGCAUGAGAUGAAUGCAAAAAAUGUGUCUCCUAGUGCAUAUACUUUCUCUGUGCUUAUUAAUGCUUUGUGCAAGGGUAACAGACUAUGUGAAGCACGUGAUUUACUGAGGGAACUGAAGGGGAGUAAUGUUGUUCCAAAAUCAUUUCUAUAUAACCCUGUGAUAGAUGGACUUUGCAAAGCUGGUAACAUUGAUGAGGCAAAUUUGAUUGUGGCAGAGAUGGAGGAGAAGAAAUGCACCCCUGAUAGAGUGACAUUCACUAUUCUUAUCCUGGGGAAUUCUAUGAAAGGGAGAAUGUCUGAGGCAAUUGGCAAUUUUAGUAAGAUGUUGUCCAUCGGUUGCGCCCCUGAUAAAAUCACCAUAGAUUCUUUGAUAUCUUGCCUCUCGAAAGCUGGGAUGCCCAGUGAGGCCGGUCGCAUCAAGAAAAUCGCAUAUGAGGACCUGAAUAUGGGUGCACCAUCUAUGGGGCGACCUCCUCAUUUGAGAGCAAAUGAGAUUCCAGUGGCUGUUUGAUCAUAUCUCCACCGCAUAAGUCUGCGUGGAAUUUGGUUUCCAGUGGUUGGACAUGGCAAGAAGGUCUCACCAUGAUUAUACUCCCGAUACCAGACGCAAGCUGCUCAGUUUAGUGGCACAGAUGAGCCAACAACCUGUAAGUAGUACAUUGGCUGUGGUCAGUUUUGCUCG